Messenger RNA from Onychomys torridus (southern grasshopper mouse), 1034 nucleotides. It is a transcript of the gene Rergl, whose product is annotated as RERG like. The coding region runs from base 30 to 644 and encodes 204 amino acids. The record is from RefSeq and is a predicted model, not a curated record. Gene Ontology annotation, molecular function: GTP binding; GTPase activity. The transcript has 5 exons. Lineage: Eukaryota; Metazoa; Chordata; Mammalia; Rodentia; Cricetidae.
GCGUUCCAAAACUGAACCAGUUGCUCAAGAUGAAUUAUGUGAAGCUUGCUGUCUUGGGUGGAAAAGGUACAGGGAAAUCAGCACUUACUGUAAGGUUUCUUACCAGGAGGUUCAUUGGAGAAUAUGCUUCUAAUUUUGAAUCUGUUUAUAAUAAGCAGUUGUGUUUGGAAGGGAAACCAUUAAAUCUGGAAAUAUAUGACCCAUGUUCUCAACCACAGAAAGCAAAAUGCUCCCUCACUGGUGAGCUGCACUGGGCAGAUGGGUUUGUGAUUGUGUAUGACAUCAGUGACAGGCCUUCCUUUGCUUUUGCAAAAGCUCUUAUCUACAGAAUUCGGGAGCCACCAACGACUCAUUGUAAAAGGAUGGUGGAACCAGCUGUGGUUUUAGUUGGCAACAAGCAAGACCUCUGCCAUAUGAGAGAUGUUGGCUGGGAUGAAGGGCAAAAGCUAGCGAUGGAUUUCCGCUGCCAAUUCUGUGAGUUGUCUGCAGCAGAGCAGUACCUGGAGGUAGAGGUGAUGUUUCUCAGACUCAUCAAGGACAUUCUGAUGAUCUUCAAACACAAGGAGAAGAGGAGACCCAGUGGGUCUAAAUCAAUGGCCAAACUGAUCAAUAAUGUAUUUGGAAAGAGAAGGAAAUCUGUUUAGUAGACAUGUAAUCCAGGGGACUUGGUCCAUCAGAGAGUUUCAAACACUUAGAUGAAAAUCUUAUGAUUUAUACAAUUAAAAGACAUUUUUAGGAUAUAUAAACAAGUAAAAAUGAGUCAUGGUUGAAUUUAAAAAUAUGUAACUUAUCUUUUUGGUUAUAUCUGGUUCACAUUAUUUUCCACGUAAACUUUCACUUCUUGUACAAGUGAAUACACACUUGGAUGUAUCAUUGGAGAGUUGUCCCUCUUGUCUUGCUGAGUAAUCUCUGCACAUGUUGUUCUAUUAAAGUACUGUUUUAAUGUGUAAUUCACUUUUAUAUUCUGUCAUUGUUUUGGGUAAAACACACAGAUAUCCAUGCAGCUAAUGCAUCGUAGAGCAUAAGUUAUCAGU